This is a messenger RNA of Bacidia gigantensis, 1455 nucleotides long. RefSeq lists its product as uncharacterized. Bases 1 to 1455 code for a protein of 484 amino acids. The record is from RefSeq and is a predicted model, not a curated record. Gene Ontology annotation, cellular component: cytoplasm. Lineage: Eukaryota; Fungi; Ascomycota; Lecanoromycetes; Lecanorales; Ramalinaceae. Gene Ontology annotation, molecular function: cysteine-type aminopeptidase activity. The transcript has 4 exons. Gene Ontology annotation, biological process: proteolysis; L-homocysteine catabolic process; response to toxic substance.
AUGGAUAUCAAAGCUGUGAGUGGGGAUCAACUAGUCGAGAAACUCACGUCAUUCGGCAUGCAAAAGAGCAGACCAGUAUCAGAAGGAAGUUACGACUACGUCGAAAAGGCGGACAGCAUGGAUUCACCUGUCAAGCCAACGAAUCGGCUGGCCCUGACAACUGUUGCCCAGCACGGUACCAAUGUCCUCACCCAACGAUGGGCUCAGAUCAAAGACACUCAGAACUUCAACGUCAAGAUCUCCUUGGAGGGCAGCCCGAUCACUAAUCAGCGCUCUUCGGGUCGUUGCUGGUUAUUCGCCGCCACGAACGUCUUUCGUGUGGCAAUCAUGAAGCGGUACAACCUGAAAGAGUUUGAACUGAGCCAGAGCUAUCUAUUUUAUUGGGACAAACUGGAGAAGGCCAACUGGUUCCUGGAGCAGGUCCUAGAUACCAUUGAUGAGCCCUUAGAUGGGAGGCUGGUGCAAAGGCUCAUGGAGGACCCUGUCGGCGAUGGCGGUCAGUGGGACAUGGUAGCGAAUCUGGUCGAGAAGUACGGCCUCAUCCCUCAGCAACACUACCCGGACUCAUACAACGCCCAGAACUCCAAUGGCAUGCGCGCUCUUAUCACAACCAAACUUCGGGAGGAUGCUCUCGAACUUCGCCAAUUAGCGACCCAAUCCAAAGACCCACGUGCUUCUUUAGGCAGCGUUAAGGAUAAGAUGCUCCGAGAUAUUCACCGGAUUCUGACCGUCAUGCUUGGACCACCCCCAAGUGCCAACGAUGAGUUCACAUGGGAGUAUCAUAACAAAGAGGACAAAUUUGGCAGUCUCACAACGACACCCCUGCAGUUUGCAGGCGAGCUCUCAAGUAAAGCCUCCAUUCAAUCCAACACGGGUGUGGACAUCCACGAAGUCUUUUCCCUCGUCAACGACCCCCGUAAUGAGUAUAAUCGCCUCCUAACGGUCGAUCGACUGGGGAACGCAGUUGGUAUGCGCCACAUUUGCUACGUCAAUGUCUCAAUGCCGAUCAUGAAGUCCGCCUGUGUCGCUAUGCUCAAGGCCGACCUGCCGAUCUUCUUCGGCAGCGACGUCGGCAAGUACCUCAGCCAACAGGGUGGAAUCAUGGACAUCGAUCUUAUCGACUAUGAACUUGGCUUCAAUGUCAAGUUGGGCUUGAGCAAGGCUCAAAGGCUAAUGACUGGAGAAAGUGCUAUGACCCAUGCGAUGGUGCUAACAGCGGUGCAUCUAGAUAAAGAUGGCGAGCCGGUAAGGUGGAGGGUGCAGAAUAGCUGGGGAGAGACAGCUGGGACGAAGGGAUGGUUUGUGAUGGCUGAUCGCUGGAUGGACCAAUUCGUGUAUCAGGCUGUUGUUGAUCCAAAGUAUCCGACCCCGUUCGUGAGUAAGGAAAUCAGGGACAUUCUGACCCAGGAUCCCAAAGUACUUCCACUCUGGGAUCCAAUGGGUGCACUUGCAUAA